AUGAGUUUCUUAACCCAGCGGAACUCAGACUUCCACUGCUUUUCAAAUGUCCUUGAUGAAUUUCUGUUCUCUCAUUAUUCAAUUGGUGUUAUUCAACUGGGUGGAAGACCCGAGCGGCACACACUCGCCGUGCCGGAGGCAUACUUGGCACUUCCUUUGGCUUUUCCUUCAGAAAUCAGCGAAAAUAACCGAGGUAUCAAUUUAGCACUAACAGUUGACGCUAUGGUGCUUCCCCACAUGCCAUUAACUCUAAAUAAGGCUACCAUAAGGCAGCUUAAGAAAUUCUUCACUACUUAUGAACAUUACUUUCAUGUCAACGAUUUGUUGAAAUUUUUACCCAGAAAGAGGAUUUUUGUUCUAUUUCAUACGAGUAUUUCAUGUUCAGAAGCUGUUGACACUUCGGGGUUCAACUUCCGAAUAAAGCCAUGGCUUACAUUCAAGUCUUCACAAGGCAUAAAACAUCAUCAACACAGUAAAAUCCAACUCGAACAUACUCAACAAUCAAAGUCGACACUUACCGCCUAUUGA
Molecule: messenger RNA, 528 nt
Organism: Clunio marinus
Lineage: Eukaryota; Metazoa; Arthropoda; Insecta; Diptera; Chironomidae
Source: the annotation of a GenBank genome assembly